GUCCAAUAGAGACCCUCCGUGCUAGCACGACUCGCCGCUUAAGCGCCUCCGCGGUCUCAGGAAUGUCAACUAUUCAACAUGGAGGCGGAGGUCGAUAAGCUGGAACUGAUGAAAAAUCCAGGUGAAAUUUUAAAGGAAUUAUCAGCAAUAAAGUCUCGAUAUCAAGCUUUGUGUGCACGCUUUAAGCCACUUUCUGUUGAGCAAAAAGAGAACAAGAGCCGCAUUUGUGCUACUCUGAGCAAGACAAUGACCAUUGUACAAGAACUACAAAAGCAAACAGACCUGGAGCUGACUCUACUGACUGAAGAAGAGAAAGCUGUGACAGAGCAAUUAAAAUCUCACAUGCCAGACUUAUAAAAACCUGGAACUCUAAUGGAAAAAAGGUCCGUUCCAAAGAGAUUCAGCAAGAUGUUGUAUUAAUGCUUGGUAUCAUUAAUUCUCCAAGGGGUGGGAGGCUGAUAAGGAAGAUUGAGAUUUUCCUUGAGUGUCAGAAUCAUGAGAGGAAAUUAUAAGAAGUGUAGAUUAUCAUAUGAAUAAAAGCCAAAAGGUAAGGAUAUUUUAAUGCUGAUGUCCACAGUUAAUUUUGUGGUUACAAGUAAUGAAAUCCCCUAAUACUAUUUUUAAUCUGUUUUCUUUUUGUAUAGUUGGGAUAAUUUGAGAUGUUUUGGGAUUUUGUAAAAGAAUAUUCAAGUAUAUUUUCAAUCAGAUGUGAAUGGGAAAAAUACUUGUAUAUUAUAAUUACUCAGGUGUUGUUUGUUUUUUGAGACAGGCUCUCACCAUGUAGUUCUGACUAGCCCUGGAGCUCACUAAGGAAUCCAGACUGGCAUGAAUCCUAGAGAUGCCUUCUUCUGAGUACUGGGGUUAAAGGCAUACACUACCACACUGGGCAUUGUUUCUCUCUCUCUCUUUGGGACAAGGUCUUAUGUAUCCCAGACUGGCCUCAGAAUUGGUGUUGCCAAGGAUAAUCUUUUACUUUGCUACCACCUGGCCUGUAUAAUCUGACCCCUACACCCGAGUGCGGGGAUUACUAGUGUGAGUCACCACAUCUGGUUUAUGUCAUACUAGGCAUCUACCUAGAACCUUGUGCAUGCUAGGCUAGCACUGUACCAACUGAGCCACAUCCUCAAUCUUGUAAUCUCCUUUUUUAAAAAUGCACGUUACAGAUGAUAGCAUAUUUUUGUUGUGUGUCUGUGAUGAUCAGUAUUUCACGAAACCUAACUAAUAUAAUUAGUAGGCUGCUUUGUGAAAACUUUCCUUUUGUUUUUCCCCUUUUUCCCAUUGCUUGCUAAUAAUAAAUGAGCCGUUUUCAAAUGCUGUUUUAAACUGUUCAUCUAGUAUUGUGAUAAUGUUUACCUUUAGUCUAAUUUUGUAGUUGUUCAUUCUAUAUGACUGGUAAAACACUGAAAUCACUAAAGACUUAUGUACUACUA
Messenger RNA from Myodes glareolus (Bank vole), 1430 nucleotides. The record is from RefSeq and is a predicted model, not a curated record. NCBI's taxonomy places the organism in Eukaryota, Metazoa, Chordata, Mammalia, Rodentia, Cricetidae.